AAGAAGAAGAAGAAGAAGGAAGGAAGGAAGGAAGGAAGGAAGGAAGAAGAGGGGGAAGUUAUGAUGGCAAUGGAGGGCAAUAGCAACGGCGAGGAAUUCGCCGUGGGAUGCAUCCUGUCUAUCAAAACUACGCUGGGAGAUGAAUUCGAAGGCCAAGUUAUCGCCUUUGAUCGUCCUUCUAACAUCCUCGUCCUUCAAGAGGGUAUCAAAGUGGCGGCAGCUGGACCUAAGAGAAACAUACGGCUACUCAAAGCCAAUUACAUUAAGGAUUUCUCCUAUCUAGGUCAAGGCGAGGAUCCUCUUGAUGCCACCAAAUGUUACUUUGAUCUCAACGCUCUACAAGCCCGUGAACAAUCUGCUGUUAGGCAGGCAGAAAUAGAUUCAGAGAGGAUUGGAGUGGGUGUAACUCCUCAAGCCCAAAACCUAUUCGAUGCAUUGUUUAAGACGCUUCCAGUGCGCUGGGAUAAGACUGUUAUAGUAGUGAUGAAUGAAGUCCGUGUUAGCAGUCCAUACCUCCCUGAAUCUGUUUCUGGAGGAACUGCAGCUGCCAAUGAUCGAGUAAGGAAAGUGCUUGAAUUGGAAAGGAAGAGAUUACAAUCACGAAGUGGUAGUCAUUGAUGAUUUCAACCCUAUGAUUGUAGAAUUGAUGUGAACAAGUGUCUCGAGGUGGAUUUCUACAAUCUGAUUUAUCUGUGAACACAAUUUCAAAAUUGGGCUGAAUGUAUUAUCGAUGUUUAUGGUGCAUGAUUUUCUGGUUUGAUUCAGUAAGGUAAAAAGAUAUUUCCUGUCUUAACCACUAACAAUGUUGUUUUUUGUUGAAUGGAAACACAUACUUUGUGGUGGAAAUUGUUAAGGUAAUUGGGUGUUCUUUAUUUAUUUGGUUUUGUCAUUGCAAAUAGAUUUCUACUCUCUGCAUUAAGUGCUGGGAACAGUACUGUUUCAUAUGUUGGUUUCCAAAUGCUAGUCUUUGUUUGAUCUUUC
This is a messenger RNA of Impatiens glandulifera, 981 nucleotides long. Its product is annotated as protein LSM12 homolog. The coding region runs from base 61 to 618 and encodes 185 amino acids. Lineage: Eukaryota; Viridiplantae; Streptophyta; Magnoliopsida; Ericales; Balsaminaceae. The record is from RefSeq and is a predicted model, not a curated record. The transcript has 6 exons.